Venturia canescens is the source of this 5346-nucleotide messenger RNA. It is a transcript of the gene CrebA, whose product is annotated as Cyclic-AMP response element binding protein A. Gene Ontology annotation, biological process: regulation of transcription by RNA polymerase II. Gene Ontology annotation, molecular function: cAMP response element binding; DNA-binding transcription factor activity, RNA polymerase II-specific. The transcript is spliced from 7 exons. Lineage: Eukaryota; Metazoa; Arthropoda; Insecta; Hymenoptera; Ichneumonidae. The record is from RefSeq and is a predicted model, not a curated record. Bases 794 to 2131 code for a protein of 445 amino acids.
CAGCUCUAGAGUAUAGGCGUAGGACCACGUGCCCGGAGCCGUGUGCCGUGUAUCGUGCACCGUGCAGUCGGCGCAUUCACACGGUGGACGCUCGCGCGUAAACAUUGCGAGGCGAAGGCGUAUUAAAGCGGGGCAAGAACUUGAAGAAACUGAAAACUUACAAAUCUGUUAUUGUAACCUUAUUGUAAAUGUUAUGUAACCUCGAUCAAAACAGAGUAUAAACACAUCAAUAGGUGGAUGGAAAUGUGUCAAUAACGAUUCAAGUGCGAUGGUGAUAAUAGUCAAAUCAAAUAUUUGUUCAGUUUUUUGACGUAGUUGCUUUUUUCCCGCGUACGAUAAAAACAUCGAGUGGGGGCGUUUUUUAAUCUCGACAUAACUUUGGAAUCUGCGUAGAAUCUACAACUUUAAAAGUGCUGCGAAGUUCAAAUAGUUCAUUGUAUCUUAUUUUUUUUCCGAUUGUGUUAAACCAAAGUGCGACUGGUGGCGUAUAAAAAGGAGAAAUAAGUUUACCAGCCGGAAUCUUGACGUUGUGGGUCCGUCACGGCGAUAUGCGGGUGUGGGCUAUCGAUCUUGUAGCCUGCUUUUGUGGAUUUACAUCUCUAUAUGUAUACACGAAUGCAUAACAUUCUGUAAGUUCACUACAAGUGUAUUAUUGCAUUGGAUAAAAUCGUAGAGGACGAUGAGAAGGGACUCCUGGUAAGAAAUAACGCGCUCCGACGUCGACCUGUGAGAGGCUGAGGGGAAAAAACGAAAAAUUGCGAGAAACUCGGGGAGGGAAAAACACGAUUGAAGGAUGGAGUUCUACGACCCGGGAAGCAGCGAUCUCAAGGAGCUGUGGGAAUCGUAUCUCGCCGAGCCGGCCCUCGGACAGGAUGUCUUGAUGGCGACGAGGGAAGAAGAAUGGGGAAACGUGCUUUGCCUACGGGAAAAAGGCACCCUGGGGGUCGUCCUCCGUGAUCGACUGAUGACCGAUGCCGCUCUCGGUGGCACCAGACCCAUCAAGUCCGAGCACAGCUACAGCCUGCUCGCUUGUAGUCCACCGGCUAGUCCUGCUGCUACUGAAAGUAGCCGGCACACUCCGCACUCCGUUUCCAUCGAAGGAUUCACCGGAUCGACGUGUUCCUCUGGCACGAUCAACCCCGCCAGCGGCAUGGCGGAGCACCACAAAAGUUUAGGGCUUCGCAGUCGAAUCGAUGAUAUGGAGGAAGAGUGCUACCCCGCAAUAUCGAUGGGAACCGCCUCCGGACGUCCCUGCUCAUCGCCGUCCCCGGGCCAGUCUCCCUCCGGACGAGUUGGCCUCGUGACCGCGAGACUUCACUCAAUGCCGGAAGAGGACGACUCCAAUGGGAUCAAGGGCGAACCUCUGAGCGUCCCCAACAGCCCAGGCGAAUCGGUCGUCUCUUGCCAAUUGGUCGACGACAAAACGAGCAUAGCUGUUGUUGCUCCGCACACUCUACACAUCAGCAGGAAUCAUCUGCUGCAACAAACGAGCGACAGCGAGGACGAGGAGGAAGAAUAUUAUCAGAGCAUGGAAUUGGACGAGUUCGACGUUAAGUGCGAAGAGAGCGAGGCCAGCGUCGACGGAUCGCGACAAGGACUCCCGCCGACUCCUCCCAGCAGUGCCAGCUCCGACAGCGAAGGCACAGCUUCCGCUUCGUGCUCACCGGAACGCCGGGAAAGCUCUUCCGGGCACGUACAAAAUCUUCGGGGUCUACUGGCUCCGAGACUCUACGUCACCAACGGGAAUCACACCCACGCUACCAGACAACCCAUACACACGUCGCUAAUAUCGUGUCAACCGAAGGGGUCCACGGGAAUUCUGACCCUUACGGAUGAGGAGAAAAGAACUCUCAUUGCCGAGGGUUAUCCCAUUCCGACGAAACUACCGCUCACCAAGCAGGAGGAAAAGUCCUUGAAAAAAGUUCGUAGGAAAAUCAAGAAUAAGAUAUCCGCCCAAGAGUCGAGAAGAAAGAAAAAGGAAUACAUGGACGGUCUUGAGAGGCGAGUUACCACAUUGACCAAUGAAAACUCAUCCUACAGGGAUCGCCUCUCAACCUUGGAGGACGCUAAUCGUGAGCUCAUGCUCGAACUCCAACGCUUACAGUGUCUCCUUGAGUCGCAGUCUUCCUAAAUAUUUAUUUUAUGAAAUAAUCGCUUAUCAGCGCGUUUCGAUCGUUCCUCGCUGUUAAUGGAAUUUCGGGGGUAUUCCCUGUCGCCGUUGUGCAUGAGCAGCGAAUUUUCAUAUCUUUGACUCUUUGAGAUCAUUAUUUUGGUGAUAAACUUUUAAAUUGAAGCCGGGAAUCAUCUGUGGGAAAACUUCCUUGAAUUCAGUUGUUUAUAAGCGUGUGCCUGCAACGUCUUAAAUUAUUUACAAAAGCGUUCCUCUGCAGGCAAAAAAACUGUUGAAUAUUCAGCAAAAAAUAAAUUAAAUUUAUUUCAUUCAUCGGCCCUAAAAGCUGGCUGAAAAUAACAAUUCGAAAACGUGCCUCCGAGCUCUCGUUUUUUUAUCAUGAAAAAAUGGAAAGUUUUUUUAACGCUAACGUUGCUUGUGAUGCGCACGUAAAAACUACAAUGAAAUUUUUCUAAACUUUUUUACAGAAAUGAUUAUGUACAGUGAGGUCCGGAGAUAUGGAAUUUUGCUCUCGUCAAUUAAUUCCGAAAAGUUUGACCAACUUUGAAAAAUAAAAAAAUUGAUUUGUUAAAUUAAAAAUGGCUAAUCUGGUCAAAUUUUUCGGACCGUCGAGAAAAAUCAUGCUCCAUUUCUUCUCGGCCUGACUCUAAAUAUUUGUUGUAUUUGUCCAAAGUGUCAAUAAUCUUUGAGGAUAAUUCGUGUGGAAGUUGGUCUCGUUACAGUUCGACCUUUUGCCAACGGAUUUUAACGACUGUGAACGAAUUCAUCGAAUUCGUCCAAUGGCUGAUAAUCCUUAUGUUACUUUAUGCUUAAAUUUAUGAAAAAAUGUCAAGGCUUCGAGAGAUGUACACAUUAUUUUCGUUUCGACGACUUAAACGAGAAAUCGUCAAACUUCAGAUUCUUCUAUUCAACGUUUUUUUUUUAGUAUUUAUAGGAAAAUUGUACAAAUUUUAUAAUAACAUCGUGUCGUUAAAUUUUCCACUAGAAUUCACUGAUAUCUUACAUUUAUACAGAUUUAUACCAUUCCUCGAUCGAAAAGUAAACUCUUUUUCAACCUCCCUGUUUUAUUUAGGGAUACAGCGUUAUACGAGGCAUUCCAUUCCAACUUGAUCCCCACGUUUUUCCUCCUGAAUCUUCAAACUAUUUCAAAAUGGAUUUUGUUUUUAAAGAAAAUCUACGUCUCCACAGCGUGUCUGAGAUUGUUUUCUCAAUCAAAAGGAAACACAAAUUAAAGUGCAAAUUAGAAAUACGAAGGACAUUUUGAUGAUCGAAAGUCUUUUGGAGCAAUUGCAGAAGUAGAUCGAGUAGAUAUGUAAAUUUCCUGAAUUUUAUUGCGUAAUAUCAUGGCGAGUGAAUUUAUAGUUAUGAGAAGAGUGAUUUUAUCUCUAGUUAGGCUAGGAAAUUGGGGAAAACGUUUUAUUCUUGAUGUAACAAUGAUUAUAUCUCGACCAAACUGUAUUUUAUCGAAACAAAUUGAUAACGAGUGUGCUUACAGAAUUAUUAAUUAGUUAUAGAUCCAAAUAUUAAUUAGUACGACGUGCAACGAACAGCGAGCGAUGUGGCGAGCGAAAAUGAGUCCACGCUCUCAAAUUGCUCGCUAUCCUUCGAUCCGUCCACGAAAGGUGAUCGGAUCUCUCAUUUAUUAUAUUGAUAUGUGUGUGUAUAUACGUAUAUGUAGCGUUCCGUGUCAAAUCCGAGUCUCAGCUUCGAUCAAUUUUCAGUUUGACGAUUUUUCUUUUACAUUGAGUUGUCAAUUAUGAGAACAAUCGUAUAUUUUCUCACGUGUGGCGAAUUGACAUUUGAUUCCACUCUCAGAAGAGGAAAUUUGACUUUUCAAAUGAUUUUGAACAUGUGAAUAUUGCGAAACGAGAAGUCAGUAGAUUAAAAAUUGGUCGUAGCGAUUUGACGUAAAAAAUCUUGUACAGAUCGUUGUUUCUGUAAUUUUUUUUUGCACUCAUAGGUGCGGGAGUAUGUGCAAUGUUUACCAAGCGCCUGAACGAGUUAUUUUCGAAUGAUUCUUCGAUAUUUAAAAUAUUUUUUCGAGCAAAACGAAAAUAGUUCGCGGCAUAUUUCGUUACGGUAAAUUUUCUACCGAACAAUUUUUCUAUUAACUUUUUAAUAGUUUAUAAAUAGAAUGAAGAGUUUUAUUCAACGGUCCAAAUAAAAGUGCGUUGGUAUCUAGCUAUCAAUUAUUGUGCAUGAGCGAAUUUUCGUUUGAUGGAAAGAACAUUUUGUAUGAAUCUAAGAGCAGAAAUAUACAUAUUUCUUCUUGGAGUGCUGCCAAAUAUUUCAGAAAUUAGAACAAAGUAACACCGUCCAAUCGUCGAAACAGGGAUAUUCGAUUCUUGAAAUAUCAUUGAAAAAUAUGCCUUCAAAUAAACAUUUCAAGUGUAUUCCACUAUAAAAUAUAGAAACUGUUUUCUGCAAAUUUACAAAUUCUCCAAUACUUCCAAGUUAAAAAAAGCCUUCCGUCAUUUUUGAAAGUGUUUUUUUUUUUUUUUUUUUUUUUAAUAUCCUCCGUUAAAAAGACAGUUUCAUGGGGCGUUCCCUGCUGGUCGAAACCAACGAAAAAUAUCCUCGUCACAUUUCAACCGGUUAACUGGUACGUUUUUUCUCCAGUUUUCGUGCCAAAAAUAUCACAAAAAAUCAUUUAACAAAUGUAUUUCAUGAAAGUUUCUCGACAAUGAUCUCGUCUCAUAUCAUUUUGAAUUUUACUUAUCGAUCCAUCUUUACAAACAGAGAACUUGAAAACACUGUUCUGGACGAAUUUCUGUGAAAAUCUGUUGAAAGUUGAGCAAAUUAUGGAAAUUUCUACAUACAUGGUGCAGCACCAGUCAACCGGUUCAUCGAGUGUGCCUAGUUGAAAGGUUAUAAAAGAAAAAAUCGAUUUAUUGUAAAUAAUAGAAACGAGGAAAAAUAAAUUUAUGUAUACGAAUAUAAAUAUAUUAUAACAGAAAUAUAUAAAUAGGUAUAAAUAGGUACAUAGAAAUAUAUAUUUGAUGGAAAUUUUGUGCGAGUGAAAAUUGCGGGUUGAAUAGAACGAGCCCUAAAAAAAUUGCUGACCAAGGGUUGGGGUUUAAGAAAAAACAAAGGUUAAUUUAAUUUGUUUGGUUAUCGAGGAGAAUUUUAUUAGUCAGAGCUGAAAAGUCCCUGAUUUUUAUAAUGUACGAGUGUGUUGUAUGCGACAAUAAUGAAUAAACACGUGUGUGACCUAA